Messenger RNA from Ectocarpus sp. CCAP 1310/34, 1767 nucleotides. The record is from the annotation of a GenBank genome assembly. NCBI's taxonomy places the organism in Eukaryota, Phaeophyceae, Ectocarpales, Ectocarpaceae.
AUGGUCCUGGUGGACGCUAUUCUCGACCAAUACCUUGCCGCGGGUCUUAUACAACACUCGACGUCUCCAUGCUCGAGUCCUUUGGUUGUCAUACCCAAGAAAUCUGGUGGUGUUCGCAUCACCGUGAAUUAUCGCAAGUUGAAUAAGCUAUGUGCUCUUAGUCAGCUCCCGAUCCUUCGAGUUGAUGAUACUCUGAAAUUGUUAAAGGGAGAGAUCUAUUCUCUCUUUGACAUGAAAUCUUCGUUCCACCAAAUCACGGUUCAUCGUGAUACCAUCCCUCUCACGGCGUUUGUUACGUCUUCUGGACUUUUUGAGUGGUUGAAAAUGCCGCAGGGCAGUGCUGCUGCCCCAGGAUGGUAUUGCAAGGUCGUCAACGAAGUCAUCAAAAAUCUUCGAGGUGUUGCGUCGUAUUUGGACGACCUCAUCGUUUUUGAUGCGACCCUAGCCGCUCAUGUAGCGACCAUUCGCUCUCUUUUCGAAAGGUUGCGUACACACAAUUUGAAACUGACCCCUCCGAAUGCUACAAUUGGCGCCACAGAAGCCGAGUUUCUUGGGCACACUAUUUCUCCGGACGGUGUUCGGCCAAAUGGUGACAAAGUUAUUGCGCUCACCAAGAUGCCGAUGCCCAUAGACACCAAGCAACUUCGAGCUUUGCUGGGUGGUCUCAGCAAUUACCGGAAAUUCCUCCCACAGAUGGCUAAGCGUGUUCGCCCCCUUACGACUCUUCUGAAGAAGAAUGUGAAGUUUGAGUUUACGGAUUCAAUGGAAUCCGCCGUCAGACAACUUCUCGCAGAACUCGCGAGCCCCCCUGUUCUGGUGUAUCCGGAUUGGGAUGCUGUAUCCGACGGUUCGCGUCCUUUUCGCCUCUAUUAUGACGCGAGUAAAGAUGGGUUUGGCGGGACUUUGGAACAGGAGCAACCUGAUGGUUCCGUUCGACCGAUUGUAUUCGAUAGUCGAGCUACUUUAGAGUCUGAGCGCCAUUGGACUCCUCUGGAUCUUGAAGCUGGCAGUAUCGUUUGGUGCAUCAAGCGCCUUCGUGGUUAUUUAUGGGGCACUCAUUUCAAGAUCUUCACGGACCACAAAUCGCUUGAACACCUUGCGAAGGUGGGGGAAACCAACGCCCGCGUUCAACGUUGGCUGGAAUUCCUCACAGCGUACUCUUACACUCUUGAGUAUCGCAAGGGUUCGUCAAACGGCAACGCCGACUUCCUUUCUCGAUUGCCAAUAGAAGCGACCGAGCGUGACCGUUCUGGCCGCAGUCGUCUGACUCCGUCCGCCGAAGACGAAGCGGUGUACUUAAUCCGCUCUUGUGGUGUUCCGCGCCCGGCUGUGGAUUUUGGAUUUUCUCAGCCGGAAGACGCGCCUCUCGGGCCGACUAUUCCUCCGUCUGUGGUGUGCCACGCUAAUGCUUCGUGCCAUCUUGGUGCGGCGCGAACACUGUCGAUGUUAGAACGUUUUUAUUGGUGGAUUGGCAUGAGCGUUUGCACCAAAUGGUGGAUUCGUCAUUGCCUGCGGUGCCAAGCUCGCAAAACAUCUCGACAAACAGCCCGGUUGCCGAUUCUAAGCCUCCCGCUGACCUCCGGACCUGGAGUGUCCGUGAGUGUCGAUUACUUCGGCCCACUGCCGACCACCCCUCGGGGUCACACGUACAUUCUGCUGUUCACCGAUCGUUUUAGUCGACGUGCUGAUAUGUACGCCGUUACGGCCGCAGAGUUUAACGCCGAAGGUACUGCAGAUAUUUUAGUGAAUCGGUAUAUCCCUUUGUAG